CUUGUUGCGCUUAGUGCUGGCGAUGCUGCGCAACGUAACGUUCGCCAGCGCCCGUUUCACGCUCGUCUAUCGAGCACCCCGUAUGAACCAGAGACAGAGGUAUAUUUUGAAAUUGUUCGCCCCAUUGCUGAUGUAGAGAAAAUGUGUUUGCAGCUGAGCGUCACGUAUACGGAUCCGACCCGUGGGAGCAUGGUGGUUACACGACGUCGCGCCAACGGCCACCUGGAUGUUCGCGUUGUUUACAAUCGUGAAUUCAUUGUGGCAGCAGCGGCCAGUCCGCUUGCAGUGUUACCGCCAGCGAAUUUCCGAGAAAUGGUACUCGAGAUGACCGAUGUUGUUGCCAAAUUUCCAACAAGCUUCUACAACAACAUUCAGCAAAAUGAUGUCGCCAGUUCACACAGUUUCACAAGUUUGAGUCCCGCCAACCCGAAAUAA
Molecule: messenger RNA, 435 nt
Organism: Gongylonema pulchrum
Lineage: Eukaryota; Metazoa; Nematoda; Chromadorea; Rhabditida; Gongylonematidae
Source: the annotation of a GenBank genome assembly